Messenger RNA from Malurus melanocephalus (red-backed fairy wren), 2099 nucleotides. It is a transcript of the gene CRYZL1, whose product is annotated as crystallin zeta like 1. The record is from RefSeq and is a predicted model, not a curated record. Gene Ontology annotation, molecular function: oxidoreductase activity. Lineage: Eukaryota; Metazoa; Chordata; Aves; Passeriformes; Maluridae. The transcript is spliced from 16 exons. The coding region runs from base 250 to 1293 and encodes 347 amino acids.
AGGCGGAAGUGAGRGAGUGUCAUGGCAACCGCGGGCGCGUCGCGGCGUUCGGGAGUCCCGCGGAGCCGGAGACCCUGAGCCCCUGAGGGUCGGCCGGGACUGCUGGAGCCUCUCGGUGCGGGACGGGUUCGCUUGGAGCCCUUGGGGGGCUGCCAGAUUCCUGUUUAUUGAGGACGACACACGCCGAGUGGGGAGAGGAGACCAGGAACCCAAGUGGUGAUUUUUGGUGAAGUCACACGUAAGGUCACCAUGAAGGCCUUGUAUGGUCAGCAGAAUUCUCCUGGAGAGGAAAUGACAUUUGUGUUCCAGGAAAGAGAGAGCCUUCCUCCCACCAGAGAUCACGAUGUAAAAGUGCRGGUCAGAGCCUGUGCUCUGAGCUGGGUGGAUAUAAAGCUCCUGUCAGAAAUUAAACUGAAGAAGGAACUUGUGCCUCUUGGGCGAGAAAUUUCGGGAGUUGUGCUGGAAGUUGGAAGCAAGGUGACCUUUUUCCAGCCAGAUGAUGAAGUGGUGGGAAUUUUGCCCCUGGAUUCUGAGGAGUCGGGUGUCUGUGAAGUUAUCCUGGUUCACGAACAUUAUUUGGUUCACAAGCCAGAGAAGGUGUGUUGGGCAGAAGCUGCCGGGACAGUGCGGGACGGGCUCCGCGCGUACACGGCCCUGCAUUACCUGUCCCAGGUGUCUCCAGGCACGGCUGUGCUCGUCCUGGACGGAGCAAGUCCAUUCGGUACCAUCGCCAUUCAGUUGGCUCAACACAGAGGGGCCAAAGCCCUGCCAGGCUCCAGUGAGCUCCAGCAGCACCUGCAGAGGCUCCCACCCUUGGUGGCCCGAGUGAUCGAUGUGUCCCACGGCAAGAUUGACGUGGCCGUGAGCUGCCUGGAGGAGACGGGCGGGCUGGGCGUGGACAUUGUCCUGGAUGCCGGAGUGAGGUUAUACAGUGCUGAAGAUGAACCCACUUCCAAAUCCCAGAUGCUGCCUCACAAGCAUGACAUCAUCACUCUGCUCGGAGUUGGGGGACGCUGGAUAACAAUGGAAAAGAACCUGCAGCUGGAUCCUCCAGACAGCCAUUCCCUGUUCCUUAAGGGAGCCACAGUGUCCUUCCUGAAUGAUGAGAUCUGGAACUUGUCCAAUGUGCAGCAGGGGAAGUAUCUCGCCAUCCUAGAAGAUAUCAUGGAGAAAUUAGCAAGCAGCAUUUUCAGGCCUCAGCUGGAUGAACCAAUCCCAUUGUACGAAGCUAAAGUUUCUAUGGAAAUAGUUCAGAAGAAUCAAGCAAGAAAAAGACAAGUCAUCCAGUUCUGACACACAGCUUCCUUAUUUCUCAGCCUGGGGAAGAUAAAUGUAAUGUAUUGGUGGAGUAAAUCAGGCAGUUCUGUAAACAGAACUUAAACAUCUUUUGUACCUCAGCACAAAUGGUGUCUGAAGUUUCUGUGACUUCAGAGGUUUUUUUAAUUCCCUUGAGCAGAAUGUUCCCAUCAGCAGCUUCUAAAGAAGCAGCCUUGACAUAAAAAUCUUGUCUGCCCUGCCCCAGUUACAAAUGUCAAAAACAUCCACAGGCAAACUCAGUUGCUGUUGGUUUGCAAUCCUAAGAAAUUAAAGGGGGAAAAAAUAUGUUUUAAUUAGUCUUUCUUUCUCCAGCUCCUACUAGUAACCUUUACAGUUACCUUUUGCUUUGAGUGCACUGAGACCGAAUACUACACUUAAAGACCUUAAUCCACAUUUUAAAUUGUUAYCCAAUUGAAGGACAGGCAAAACUAUCCAGGUUGGGCAUGGGUGCCAGAAGGGGAGAACAUGGUACUCACAGCAGGAGUUUGUCCCAGCCCCUUCUCUUCAUUUCAGCACUCAGGCAGUAAACCUGGUAAAUCCAGAGUCCACAAGCUGGUGGAAUUGUGUGAGUCAGUUGUUUAAGAUGCUUUGAUAUCUCCUUGUGCUGUGCAUUUCCACUUCCCCUCUUUUGACCUCAGCACAGCCCAGAUCUGUCUCUCCAGCAUUAUCCAUGAUUGUGGCCUGCCUGCAAGUAAGCAGUGGGGAAGGAACUGCAUUUUUCUUUCCUCAAAACAUUUGUCUUCCUACUUGCUCUGAUUUGAGAGCAAAAAUACCUUUUUCUC